This is a messenger RNA of Drosophila yakuba, 554 nucleotides long. RefSeq names its product V-type proton ATPase 16 kDa proteolipid subunit (gene Vha16-4). Bases 29 to 505 code for a protein of 158 amino acids. Gene Ontology annotation, molecular function: proton-transporting ATPase activity, rotational mechanism. The transcript has a single exon. Gene Ontology annotation, cellular component: proton-transporting V-type ATPase, V0 domain. The record is from RefSeq and is a predicted model, not a curated record. Gene Ontology annotation, biological process: proton transmembrane transport. NCBI's taxonomy places the organism in Eukaryota, Metazoa, Arthropoda, Insecta, Diptera, Drosophilidae.
UUUUUUAAGUGCGACGUAAGACUGAAAUAUGCAUACUCCGGAACUCUCGCUGGAUGAACCGCAUUUCGCAUCCUUCUUUUGCGUCCUGGGAGCCGUUUGCGCCAUUGUCUUUUCGACAUUGGGAGCCGCCUAUGGAACCGCAAAGGCUUCUGUGGGAAUCUGUUCGAUGUCUAUCAAGCAUCCGCGGCUGAUCAUGAAGGCGAUUGUUCCAGUGGUCAUGGCUGGCAUUAUAGCCAUUUAUGGACUGGUGAUUGCGGUCCUGCUUGCUGGAACGCUGGGCAACCGCUAUAGCGCCUACAAGGGUUUCCUAAACCUCAGUGCUGGACUGGCGGUGGGAGUCUCUGGGAUGGGUGCUGGAAUUGCCAUUGGCGUGGUGGGUGAAGCUGGAGUCCGUGCAUCUGCGCAGCAGCCAAAACUCUUUGUGGCCAUUAUACUAAUAUUGAUAUUUGCCGAAGUCUUGGGUCUUUAUGGUCUCAUAGUGGCCAUUUAUUUGUUUUCCAAGUAAUGUGCGUUAUCCCUACUUUUGCUGUUAUUAAAGAAAAACUGGUUUGAAA